ACAGCUGACAGUAUAAAUAAACAUUUUUUGUAUUUAAUAGAGUCUGCCGGUUGUGUUGUGGCGUUAACUGUUCAAAUUAAUAAAAACGUUGUGGAAACAAAAGCGUUUCUAUAUUUUACUAGGAAUAUUUCUCGGCUGACGGCGUAAAAUAGAAACUUGAAAUUUCUUUAGUAGAUACGAGUUUCUUAAAGAAAAGUGAAAACUAAGUAGAAAUAUCAGUUGCGCCCCACAUUUUGCGGUGUAAAAAUGAAACCGUGGCUCAUUUUCUUUUUAACUUUAAAGAUUGCAACUGCUGAAUAUGUGCCGGUAGUGCUAUGGCAUGGAAUGGGAGACACAUGUUGUUUUUCAUUCAGUCUUGGAGGUUUCCAGAGGUUUUUGGAAGAACAACUAAAAGGUGUCUAUGUUCAUUCUCUGAGGAUCGGUAACUCAACUACGGAAGAUUUUGAAAAUGGAUACUUUAUGAAUCCAAAUCAUCAAAUUGAAUAUGCUUGCAAUCAGAUUGCUGGUGACCCUUACUUGAAAAAAGGAUUUAAUGCUAUUGGAUUUUCGCAGGGAGCCCAGUUUAUGCGAGGAUUAAUCCAAAGAUGUGGCCAUCUUCUGCCUCCAGUAAAAAACUUCAUUUCUCUGGGUGGGCAACAUCAGGGUGUAUACGGUCUCCCACAUUGCGGUGCCGUUUCACAUGCUACCUGCGAUUACUUUAGAAAACUUCUUAAUUAUGCCGCCUAUGUUGGUUGGGUUCAAAAGUAUCUAGUACAAGCGACGUACUGGCACGAUCCGCUAAAUGAAGCUCUUUAUAAGAACAACAGUAUUUUCCUAUCCGACAUAAACAACGAGAAAAGAGUACUAAAAGGCUACGUAAGGAAUCUGCAGAAAUUAGAACACUUUGUGAUGGUAAAAUUCGACAAUGACACUAUGGUUCAGCCUGUAGAGACCUCCUGGUUCGGAUUCUAUGCGCCGGGGCAGAGUAUAAAGCUGCAGAAUUUGCAGGAGUCGAAUAUUUACAAAAAGGAUCGUCUCGGUCUAAAACAGAUGGACAAAGAUGGGAAGCUGGUCUUCCUUCACACGGAAGGAGACCAUUUGCGGUUCACUGAUGGGUGGUUCAUCAAGAACAUUCUACAACCUUAUUUGAAUAUGACCAUUGAAUAACAUUGUAACAAGCAUUGGUUUUGUCUUACAGCGAGUUGUAGAAAAGACUUUUAAUUUUAAGGUGUCCAUAAUUAUAAUACUGUCCUUUGCUUUACUUUAGUAAUGAAACUAGAGACAGCGUGCUUGUUAAUGGAGCAUCAAUAUUUAUGAGCAUUUAUGCUCUCUUCAAGUUAUGAUUUCUGAAUUUCGUCAAAUGAAAUUGUAGUAGCACGCUAAAUUUAUAUAGAUUAAAAAUAACUCUAUGUCUGUUAAGAUAAGGUCUAUCCAAUUCCAAAGUGAUAAGCUGAGUGUACAGUUUUUAUGUAAAAUUUGUU
Molecule: messenger RNA, 1460 nt
Organism: Hyposmocoma kahamanoa
Lineage: Eukaryota; Metazoa; Arthropoda; Insecta; Lepidoptera; Cosmopterigidae
Gene: Ppt1
Product: palmitoyl-protein thioesterase 1
Exons: 5
Coding region: 247-1146 (299 amino acids)
Biological process (GO): receptor-mediated endocytosis; protein depalmitoylation
Cellular component (GO): lysosome
Molecular function (GO): palmitoyl-(protein) hydrolase activity
Source: RefSeq, a predicted model, not a curated record